AUGGUGAAAGGCUGCGGGAACAAAUGUAUCAAGUACUUCUUCUGGCUCAUCAACCUUCUCUUUUUCGUCCUCGGAGCUGUCAUCGUUGGUCUCUCCAUUUGGAUGCUCGUUGAUAAAAACUCACUAACUACGGUAGCGAGUACGGUGAAAGUUGACUUGUCACAAGUCCUGAACCAGGUCAACAUUCAACAGAUCAAUACUUUCCUCUACGUGGCUCUCGUCAUCGGAGGAGCUCUUCUGAUUCUCGGAUUCUUCGGUUGUUGUGGAAGUUGCUGUGAGAGCGUUUGCGCCAUUUCCAUCUACUUCAUCCUGGUUCUCAUCCUUUUCGUUAUCGAAGUCGUCGCCAUCGUUCUCUACUUUGUCAAGAAAACUGAACUUCAACAAGGCCUCACAACCAUCUGGCGAGACGAGCUCGUUUCCAAGUACAACAACAACCAACAAAUCCAUCAAGCUUUGGACCAACUUCAGUCAAGUCUGCAAUGCUGUGGAGCCUCGGGUUGUAGCGACUACAUGGUCUACGGCGCUUUCCCAACCUCGUGCCAAUGUGCCACACUUUCACAGCAAGGAUGCGCCACACUCUUCUGGAAUGCGUUUCAAACCAACCUCAUCUAUGUCGCCUUCGUCGGAAUCAUUGUCUUGUUUGUUGAGGCUCUUGCUAUGAUCUUCUCAUGUAUCAUUAUCAACGCUGUUAAGGCAAAACGCAACGAAGCAUAA
Caenorhabditis briggsae is the source of this 714-nucleotide messenger RNA. It is a transcript of the gene Cbr-tsp-5, whose product is annotated as Protein CBR-TSP-5. The record is from RefSeq and is a predicted model, not a curated record. The transcript is spliced from 6 exons. The coding region runs from base 1 to 714 and encodes 237 amino acids. NCBI's taxonomy places the organism in Eukaryota, Metazoa, Nematoda, Chromadorea, Rhabditida, Rhabditidae. Gene Ontology annotation, cellular component: membrane.